Triplophysa dalaica is the source of this 6255-nucleotide messenger RNA. RefSeq names its product von Willebrand factor A domain containing 5B1 (gene vwa5b1). The transcript has 22 exons. The coding region runs from base 443 to 4252 and encodes 1269 amino acids. The record is from RefSeq and is a predicted model, not a curated record. NCBI's taxonomy places the organism in Eukaryota, Metazoa, Chordata, Actinopteri, Cypriniformes, Nemacheilidae.
AUGCCACCUUUGAGCAGCAUCUGCAGACCGGUGGACAUCAAACUACCGCGAGAGCUUUCUGAAAGUAUACGAAGCUUUCUGUUAUCGCAUCGCUCUCGCGGUAUUUUGAUGAUCUGUCUGCGCAUUAAGUAUCCACGUGAAGUCGCCAAAAACAGUUUACAGGCAUUUUAUCCACCUGAAGUCUAUAUAUUCCCCCCGAGGUGUUGUGUCUCAAUAAAAUAACGAACGACAUGAAUUUAAGGGAUUACAGAGAUACUGUAUAAGAAUAUACUCUCACUGUUUCUUCUAAUGUGCACACUUAGGAAAUAACAGCCCCAAAAGGACGUUGUUUUGGGAAACCUUUUGACGAGUUUACCUGCGUUUACGUGGAAAAAAUAGCCUCAGGAAACAUCGCUUCUCUCCUCCGUGCAUGCGUGUGGACGUACUGGGCUGAACCUUCAUCAUGCCGGGCCUAAUCAACAAGAGCAAGAGGAGCUGUCUGCCGCUCAGUGUCUCUGAAAUCACUUCCUGUGUCAGAGGUUACACCCUAGCAAUGACAGCCUCUCUGACAUAUGAAAACAUUGAGGAUCACCCUGUUGAGGGAGUCUUUAUAUACCCCCUGGAAGAGUGCAGCGUGGUGGUCGGUUUCGAGGCAAUGAUUGGCAGCCAAAUAAUAAGCGUCCAGGUCAAAGACAAAACCAAAAUCGAUGACUGUUAUUUUGAUUGCUGUCAUGUCGAUGAAUUCUCGCAGAGCAGAGGCGGUCAUGUAGUUUUGGAUGAGGAUCAGGAGAGGACAGUACUGGUGGUCAAUUUAGGGGUCAUUCCACCUUUGGAGACUAUACAUAUACUAGUCAGCACCUCCUCAGAGCUGUGUACACUUCCAAAUGGUGGGAUUCUGGUAACGUCACCACCCGUAUGUUCUCCACGGGUCCAACGGUCUGUCAAAGAAGAGCAGGCAUUUUCCCCCAGCACUGUUAGGAGGAGGGAUAAACAUCAUUGUUCACCUGGAACCCAUGAGCAGACCACCUUGGGUGUGUUGCUGUCUUCUCUGUUGGAGGAGGAGACCAUCAACUCCAUCGACUAUGCAUUUAACUUCCAGCUGGAGAUCAGAGGACCGUAUCUCCUGGCAGGUGUGGAGAGUCCCUCCCAUGCCAUCCGGGCAGAUGCGGACCCAUCGGCCCAUUCCGCAACCAGCAUUGUGGUCACACUGGCGGACAAAUAUACUUACGACUGCCCCGUGGAGAUACUCAUCUACCCCAGUGAGCCUCAUCUACCUCACAUUCUCAUCGAAGAUGGAGACAUGACACCGGAGGAAUACGACGAGCAUCUGAAGGGAAGGAGCGACUACAUUAAAGCCACGAAGAAGGACUGCAGUAAUGAGAAAAUAGUGGAUAUCAUACGGAAACGACUCCAUAAGGACAUUCUCCACAACCCUGUGGUCAUGCUGAACUUCUGCCCUUACCUGUGCCCCACGACCUCUGACCUAAGGAGAGUCCAGGGGGAGUUCAUCUUUCUCAUUGACCGCAGUGGCAGCAUGAGCGGGGUCAACAUCAGUCGAGUAAAGGAUGCAAUGGUUGUGAUUCUAAAAAGUAUUUUCCCAGCAUGCCUAUUCAAUAUCGUGGGCUUUGGGUCCAAGUUCAAAACUCUGUUUGCCACCAGUCAGAGUUACGAUGAGGAGACUUUAGCUUUGGCCUGUGAACAUGUGAAGAAGAUACGUGCUGACAUGGGCGGCACAAACCUACUGGCUCCGCUCAACUGGAUCCUGCGGCAACCCAUCCAGAAGGGUCACCCUCGCCUGCUGUUCCUGCUGACGGACGGAGCCAUCGGUAACACCGGGAAGGUCAUCGAGUUGCUCCGUAGCCAUGCCCGUUUCACCAGGUGUUACACAUUUGGCAUCGGUCAGGGCGCAUGCAGAAGGCUGGUGUUAGGACUGUCUACUGUUUCCAGAGGAACUGCUGAGUUCCUGGCAGAAGGGGAAAGACUGCAGCCCAAGAUGAUAAAGUCUCUGAAGAAAACCAUGACAUCAGUAUUGACUGAUAUUUCUAUCGAGUGGCUGUAUCCAGAGACAAAGGAAAUUUUGCUUUCACCAGUGGGGGCGACGUGUCUGUUUCCCGGUGACCGCUUGAUUGGAUACAGCGUGGUCUGUGAUACCUCCAAAUAUCACACCAACCCCAAAUCUGACAAGCGAAGGCGAUACAGCAUGAUGCAUUCCAAUGAGUCGACCAGUUCUGUGUUCUACCACUCUCAAGAAGAGGAUGCUGGAAAGGUUUCGUCUGAAAGUCAGGGGUCACACCGAGAGAACCAGGUCGCCUCACUGUUUGACAGUUUCCAUGAUACCAUGUCUGAGAGCAGCCCGGUCGCCACGGAGCAAGACGGCAUGGGAAGUGACAUGGCCACCUCCCCGAGAAGACGUGCAUACAGCACCAAUCAGAUUGUAAAUUACAACCCCGCAAAGAAGGUGUACACUCCCAGCGACCCCAGCUCGGCGGUGGGCAAGAAUCCUCUUAGAAGAGCGAAGGUCCAGGAGCUCAUCGCUCAGACUGAUCAAUGGAAAAUAGACUACCAGCCUCAGUUGGCCAGCCUGUGUGCAACAUCCUCAAGAGCCCGACCUGUACCUUGUCACAAACUUCCACAACAGGAGGGGCUCCCGGGAGAAUCCAAGACAGAUCAGGUCCCGUCUGGCCCCUCUGCGCAGGGGCCAACCCUGCAUAAUGCUGUGGAGGACGGAUCCAGAUCUUCAACAGACAGUCCAUCUCUAGGCAGCAUUGGUGAUGCAGAGGACUACACGCAUCAGCUUUGCGAAGUCGAAACGCCGCAGGAUCCUCAAGCUCCAGAAUUUAAAGCUGCUCGAGGGAAGGGAGACUGCAAAGCAGUCGUGUCAGGACUGCUGUGUGGAAAACCUGUGAAAUGGGAGGUGACCUUUGACAUUCAGCCGUACCUCAAAGGCCGAGAACGUGAGGAGAAGGUUCACGAAGACCUGUGGAACGAAACCUUCCAUCAUCUGGCAGGACGUUCUAUUAUUCAAGACUUUGAACACAUGGCGGAUAAAGAAUGUGAGAUUGAGCAUGGUUCUGGCAGAAGGUACCAGCUUUAUGCCAUUCACACUAGUAAAGCCUGCAACAUCUUGAGCAAAUACACAGCGUUUGUACCCAUCGAUCUUGACAGCAAUGAAUAUUUACCCACCGGUGUCGACUACAGCCACCAUGGGGAGGAUCAUAAACGCAGGUCACAUUGCAGUUCUUGCUGUGGGAGCAGGAAGAACCGUGGUUACUCUGUGGGUCUGGGUCGAUCACAGUCGGGCGGUUUACCCAAGCAAGAGGCUGUAGCAUUACCCUGCAGUUUGGAGGAUGGAGCUCAUUACCCUAGCAAAACCUCCAGUGGAGACCAAUGUAGCGUCACUGAAGCCUCUCAACGGACUACAUCGGUGACCUCUGACACCUCGCAGAGAUCCACGGAGAGUCUUUUCUCAGCCAGUAAGCUGAGUCUGACCAGGACGCGACUCCUGACCAAAGCUGCCAGAGGCUUCAUGAGCCGAUCCCAGAUCAAAACCAUGGGAGAAAGCGAAAAUGACAACAGGGACUACAUCCCUCUGGUUACGUUGCAGAUGUCCUGUGGUGCGUUUAUGCUAGACGAUGCCUUGUGUGAAGCCAUCAACGUGCCCAUGGACAAGCUUAAGUGGACAUCUCCAUUCGCCAGCCACAGAAUUAGCCUGACCCACCCCUCUCACUCCAGCUCACGGCGCUCCGAGAGCCUGGAAGUCCACAGAGGCUCCUCUCCCCCGCCAAAAGACUCAGACUUUAACUCCGAAUGCGAGGAGCCUCUUUCACGCACGUCUUCAUCCUCAUUCCAGUCUCGAAGCACUCGCACGGAGAGUUGUGGGUCACCGCUGCUAGGUGGUUUUUCUUCAACCGAAGCCUCGUUGUCGCCCAUUAACUCUUUUUAUGAUAGUGGCCGAGGGUCUGAGUCAGAAAUCUUAGAGCUGCCCCUGUCUGGUUCCCCGGGGGGCCUGCAAAGGAGCAUGCAAGAUCCCGAAGGGAUGGUGUGGGCCACUGCAGUAGCUCUGGCCUGGCUGGAGCACAGUUCAGCAAGUUACUUUAUUGAAUGGGAGCUUAUCGCUGCUAAGGCCAGCAUGUGGUUGGAUGAACAGAUCAUCCCAGAGGGCCGAGACCUGGCAUCGGUUAAAGCUGGAGCCAAUCAGCUGUUCAUUAUUCUCAGACACUGGGACGAGAACCUGCAACUUAACAUGCUCUGUUAUAACCCGAACAGUGUGUAAGCUCUGGGUUGACAGCUUCCUUCAAACUAUGCUAAAAAAAAUCUGUUUUAUUCACUUAAGUUUAUGUAUAUUUUCUGUGCCUUAAUUUAGUUUGUGUAAACUGCACCUUGUCAUCUACAUGUACAGUAAGAAGCAUUGCGAAAGUAUGCAAAUGCGGAUACAAAUUGCAACUGUGCUGUCGAAAAUGUUUAACGUACGUUCUUGCAUAAAGUGGAUGUAACACCCUUCGGUACUUACCAAAGGAGAUCGAGUUACCUUCAGAUGUCUUUGCAAUGAAUUAUAUUGCUGUUUUAGUUCAAAUGAAUGAAAUGUACAGAAAAAAAUAGUAUAGUGGAGAUGCUAUAGCACCACUUGUGGCAACGGUCAGAAUGCCACGCUAUUAAACUAAAAGUGUUAUGCUGUGUUCACACCAAACGCGAAUUGAAUUAUUUGCGCAAUUAAAUUACAUAAAAAGUCAAUGCAGAGAUACCAAUAGUUGCAAACUCGAGCCCGGGGAAGUGAAAGAACAGCAUUGGGCGUGAAUGCCAUGAAUGCUCUUCAAACACUUCUUUCGCUCAAGUUGAAAAAUUUCAACGAGUGAGAAAUUAUCGCGGAGAGCUCAUUUGUUUUACACAUCCGGACGCAUGAAGUUUCGUAAGUUUAUUUAUUUUUUAUUUAGCCUUGUUGUGCAAGCACUGUUGAGCUUGUGCAGAGGCAGCAGCUUAGGGUGCCAGAGGGUAACUGGAAUCCCCUGGUUAGGCCUGCGUUCUCCUGAGGUUUUUUUUUCUCGAUUGGAGUUUUGGGUUCCUCGCCACCGUUUGCAUAUUGUUUCACUGUGCGUGUGUGCGAGUGUGUUGGUGUGUGUGCGUCUACGUCAAUGUGUGUAAGUAUGUAUGCAUAUUGUGUGUGUGGAGCAUUUGUAUGGCUGUCUUUUGUUGUUUUCACCUUUUUCUUGUUUUUACAGGUAUAUGCCUUUAGUUGUUUUUCUUGUAUUCAAUGUGUCUCAUGUACAGCUGGUUUGUAACAAUGAAAAUUGUAAAAUGCGCUAUAUAAAUUAAGUUGAGUUGAGAAUGCGAUGCUUCGCGUUUGGUGUGAACACAGCAUUAUUGUUUAUGUUUUUGAGUAGAGAUCGUACUGACCUAGCACCCAGAAAAUUGCAUGUCUUUGCUAUUUUUGUCUCUCAAAUAGAAAGAUUGUUCGUAUUGUCUCCAAAAAUAUAUAUUUUUGUGCAUAUCAUUUAGGAAACUGUCUUGUUGCUGCUUUGUAAGAUUUUGUACCAAAACAAAAACAAAUGAAGCCUUAGUAGGUGUUGUUCUUUAAUUGAAGACGUGGUUGACUUCUAUAUGUGUAUGUGGCAUUUGGCAGCUCAGGCUUUUUAAGCUAUCAGAAGAUCCAGUAACUUGAUUUACCAUCAUUAUAAGACACGUGUAACAUUGUAACCGUCAUGCAAUGUACAUUUGUUUGCCUUUACGCUCAUAAAAAGAUGUCGAAUCGUCACUGGAAUGAAACUUUCCUUUGAUGCAAACACUGAUGUCCAGCAUUAAGUGCCUAACUUUACGGAAAUCUCUGGACUGUUGAAAAGAACGUUAUACUGGUACUGCAGUUUGUAACUGACUCGUUCGUUAUUUUUGCUUAUUCUAUUUAUUGCCGUGUAUGUAUUAUUACAGUACUUACUUGAUGUCAAUUUGUUCAAUGCACAUAAAUAUAUAAAAAUUAAGAAAUCGGUAGCUAUAAAUAUAUCUAAUACAUCCGUUUAAAAAAGUAACAUGAAAGAGACCACAGAUAUUUCUUAUUAUCCCACACAUAUUAUUAUUGUAUAUUUUAUUUCUCAGGUAUUGCUAUUGAGAACAUUGACUUUUGGAGUAACUGUUGCAUGAGCAAAUGCUUUGUGGAAAGACUAAUUUCUCUGAUUUCAUUUUGAGGUUUUCUUCUUAAUAAACCUCUCACAUUUGCUUGUGAAGGUGGCAGCUUUUCAUUGUGUUUCGUUUUGAGAUCAAUUGUACUGUGUACUUAAGUGUCAAACC